Molecule: messenger RNA, 522 nt
Organism: Symbiodinium sp. CCMP2456
Lineage: Eukaryota; Dinophyceae; Suessiales; Symbiodiniaceae
Source: the annotation of a GenBank genome assembly
AUGGCGGAUGAGGAUGGUGGGCCACCCUCAACAGACGAGGCUCCGCCCGACGGGUCCGAAAUGCCCAGCUACGCACCUAGCGAUGCCUCGCCAGGCGCCACGAAAAGCCCUGCUGCCAAAGUUGCAGCACUGCGGGCGACGAUGGAGAAGAAGGAGCUGGAUCUCGAAGAAAUUUACAAGAUUGCUCAGGAGACAGUGCUGCCCGGCGGUCUGGUUGCCAACCAUGAGACCGCGCUCGAUGCGGCGCGAUCCGGUGACUGGGCGCUAUGCACGUACCUCGCCGCCCGGUGCUGCCAGGAAGACCCAGCGAAGCUGGCAGCUUUGGAUGAGCGUUGCCACAGGACGCUCUGGAUCGAGGUGGCCGCCCCUGUGGUCGUUGACAUACCCCGUGGUCAGGAGCGACUGCUGGUAAUGCAGGAGGGCGAGACAGAACCUGAGUGGGUGCCCACGGACAGGCUCAGACUCUGCAACCGGAGACUGCAGUUGCGUUUUUCGAUGCAGCUCGACCGCUCCCCUACCUAG